Alligator sinensis (Chinese alligator) is the source of this 2390-nucleotide messenger RNA. It is a transcript of the gene MTRFR, whose product is annotated as chromosome unknown C12orf65 homolog. Gene Ontology annotation, cellular component: mitochondrion. Bases 514 to 1020 code for a protein of 168 amino acids. NCBI's taxonomy places the organism in Eukaryota, Metazoa, Chordata, Crocodylia, Alligatoridae. The record is from RefSeq and is a predicted model, not a curated record. Gene Ontology annotation, biological process: translational termination. The transcript is spliced from 5 exons. Gene Ontology annotation, molecular function: translation release factor activity.
CUUUAGGCUGGCGAAGGAGGGGGAUUCGUCCCCCUUAGCCUCAAGCUGCGCAUGCGCUGGGAGGGGAGUGGUGACGCGGCGAAGAAGUGAAUGGCGCAUGCGCACUGGGCGCGCGGCCUGCUCCCUGAGACCGUGCCGUCGGAUCGGUUUUUCGUUCGGAAGAAUAAACGGUGUCGAAGCCGCCUGCACGGUCCUUCCCGCGCUCGCCCGUCUGAACGCAGCCAAGCCCUGACCUGGGCGGGGAGGUUGAGCUGUGCUUCCGGCCUUAAAGCCCGUUUGCUCCACGAUCCAUCUUGUUUCAAACUCUGAAAGAACCAGGUGUUUUGUGUAAAAUUGUACAGUGUAUAGGUAGAAAGUUAUUGGCAUCCAGCAUCAAAAUGCUUCCGUCUGUGGGGUUGAACACGUCUUUAGCACCGCACGACACGGCAGCGUAGAAAAGUUAAUCUUCGUUUUCUAUUGCAAGUGAAAUUCAUAAAGGUUCCAUUGAAGGGGAACUCUUGUCUCCAAUUCUUUAUGAAUGCUUUAGGCUUAUUUUACUCUAUGACCUGGCUGCCUAAAAUAGGUGUAGUAUCUUGGAGGCCAUGGACUUUGAGGAAGCAACUGUUUUUAUCCCCCAGGCAGUCUGUGCCUCUCUUCCAAGUAGCAGGAAAGAAGACUUCUCGUGAUCUUCUUGCACUAAGUGAGACAGAAUUAGAAGAACAGCUUGUAAGAGGUAGUGGCCCUGGAGGCCAAGCAACUAAUAAAACAAACAACUGUGUUGUCUUGAAGCACAUUCCAUCUGGGAUUGUAGUCAAGUGUCAUCAAACUAGAUCAGUGGAGCUGAACCAAAAGAGAGCUAGAGAGAUACUGCAAGAAAAAGUUGACCUAUUUUACAAAGGUGAAGAUAGUGAUGUUUUCAAAGAGAAGAUGAAAGCAGGGAGCAAAAAGCAAGAGAAGAAAAGAAAAGCAAAGGAAAACCUGGAAAGGAAAAAACAACUUAAAAAAAUGCAAGAACUGGAGAAUGAGAAACUGUUCCCCUGAAAACAGCAAGUGUGUUAAUUUUCCAUCAUUUUGAUGCCAUAGGACUUCCCAAACACCACUGAAAAUAUUGAGUUAUGAAUGAGCUUCCAUUAGCAUAAAACAAGGCAUUUAACCACUGGCUAACAGCAAUCACAUUUCAGCCUCAAUCCACUGCCUCAUUCUCCACAUUCAACAGUCAAACUCAGCAUGAAUAGUUGGUUAAGGCAGUUUUGGUAAAAGAAGCAACAUGAUCAUUUAGGCCUUGUUGUAGUGCAUCUUACUGACUUUCUCUUCUGUAUAGCCCAUGGAAAUAGAAUAAGAAAAAACACAAUAGGCUAAGAAUAGUCUUUUCAGAGUGUGAAGAUUUAGGCAUAUAAUCAUCUCUCUUAGUCCAAUGCUUAAAUUUCCUCUACAUAAAGAUGAGGGCAUAACUAAAACAUAGGACAACCCAUAAUCACUGCACAGGCAGUAUUCCUACUGAAGUCAGAAUCGCCUUCAUAAACUACAGGAUAUCGAAUAAACCAGCAAUAGGAUAAUACCUUGUUCUUGCACAAAGAAGUGGAGGAUACUGUAGACUGAAAAAAUCAGCUGUGGAGAGAAAAAGGGCUUAAUCUUAAAUGUUCUUAAGCAACACAGUCCCUUUCCCCAAAUUGUGUUAAGUCUUAGUACUGACCACUGUUGCCUCCUUUCUUUGGGUUUUCAUUGUAUACUAAACAUCUACCUUCAGUAAUAAAUUCACAGCUUCAUUUAUCAUGCAGUUUUGAUAUCGCAAAACAGGACAUUAUAUUAUGUGUAUGAACUUUGCCUCAAAGGGUCCUCAGCUUGUUUGAAAUAUUUCCCUAGUGUUAUUUGAUUGGGAAGUAAGUAUUGUGUGUUGUCACAUAAAUGCUGAUUUGAAUCCAGAGAUGUGUGACUGAUCUUCCUCUUAAAAGUGUAGAAAAAUUUAGUCACGUCUGGAAUUUUUAUAGUCUCUCAUGCACGUAGCAUGGAUUGCUAUGAGAAGCUAUGCCCCAGCAGCGAAAGGGUAGAGAGAGAGCGUCCAAAAGGACAUUUGUGGCACUUCGGAAGGUUUGUGGGCGCAGUGGGUUAGUUCUUUAGGAAAAGGAAUGGAGACAGCAAACGGCCUUACCUUCUUCCUGCAGGGACUGCCUGCCUGCAUCCAACUAUGCCAUGGACGGAGCAUCUCUAGCUGCAUGCAGUCGUGUUCUCUAGCCUGUUCCCAGAUUUGAGCCUCACACAUGAAGGUUAAACCUUUACCUAUCUAACCAGGUUCUUUUGUACAUUUAACAUCAGAUGGAUUAAAGGCACUCUACAUGGUUUUAAUACAAAUUGUUAAUGAAAAUAAGUUUUAUUACAUCAAGUAAUAAAUACAUACAAAGAUGCAAAUAACA